UAAAUGUUAGGUAACUGUUCGUUUUCGCCAUAGAACAUCUUCAAACACUAAAAUUUGCAUGGAUGCAAUUUAUUUUAAUCUUAAAUCGAAACGCUUUUUCAAUUAGAUAAAAUUUUAUGUUCAAAUUUGCAAUAAAAUAUGAACAGCACUGUAAUAUUAAUGUAUGAAUCGGGCAUGUUUUGAUCAAUUUACGAUCGCAUGAUCACAAUUAAUUUGAUGAGUAGCACUAGCUUCUUAUGCAUUUAUAGCUAUACAGGCUCAUGCAGGUAAUAAAAGUAAAAGUCUCAAUUAUAUUACUUUUGCAAUAUUACAGGUUCUGAAAUUGCACGCAGAGAGGCUGUGUUUGGCAAACGGCAAGUCAAUCCAAUCGAUAUGACUCGAAAUGUGUAUCUUAGGUUCUCAGUUUUUGUCCUCUUAAUGGCUUUAGUUUGCUUUGUCCACGAGAGUUCAACAUCGUCGCUAAGAGGUAAAAAUGUUUUUUUUUAUUCACGAAUGGAGACUUGUAAUCUGACAAGCGCAUCGGUCAAACGCAGAGACGACAAGAUCAAACUUCAAAUGAAUAAAUCGGACGUCGAGAAUAUUCUUAAAUUGAUGCUUCAGUAUACUACCAAUGUCGUUGAGAUAGAAUUGACUAUCCAUUCUAAGAACAACACGCGAUCUUUUCCUAAAUACAAAUGGUCUUGGGCCAGUGAAGUUGGUCGAACAGUUAUUUCAUUGAUUGAACGACCUUUUAUUAAGCUAAAUUAUAAACCCAGUAGUCUGCACUUUAUUACCUUAAAACGAGGGAUCAAAAAGGUGAAUGUCGUUGUCUUUGAGGAAAUUGAUGGAUGUCUGCCAACCGGAAACAAAGGAUCUGAACUUGUUUUCGACUUUCUCCUGCGCCAGCUUUCUCAUUCAGACGACACUCACGAUUAUAAGUUAUGUCGCCCUCACGAUGACGAGGACGGCUUGAAACAAUAUAACUGUUGCAGAAUAACAACCAAUGAACUGUCCGUUUGUGAUGACUAUUUUUCGAAUAUAAUCGAUCAAGCUAGUUCAUACAUAGUAGCAGUUACAAUACUCGUUGGUUUUUUCGGAUUCCCUCUAAUUAUCCAAUAUUUGCAAAUUAGCGAAAAUAACGGGCCGAACGAAGAUUAUGGGAUUAGUGACAGUCCAUUGACACUUAAAACAGUUUUAUAUGACCUUUUUGUCGAAGGAUCCAGUCCCAAUAGAUCUCGACUUAGAAGAUUUUUUUUAUGGCUUAUAACAACAAUUUUGUUCUAUAUAAGCAGUUCAUAUUUCAUCAUUCCUUCAAUUGUUUUUCUCGUUUUUAUGCCAUUUGAUAUUUUCUUACUAAACAAAUUCGGUAAACAGGGAAAAGAAAUUUAUAAAUCCUAUAUAUUCACUAUUACUUCUCCCUUCAAUCCACAACUCUGGUGGAAAAUUUUUGACAAGUUAGUGCUUCAAAAAUUUGAAACAACAGUGUGUAAGAUUUGCAUUGCUAUCGUUUCCACUAUUUUCUUUCCUCUUUUCUACGCUAUUGUCUGCAUUGUCUCUUUUCCGUCAUUGACGUCUGCGGUGUUGUACGGAACAUUUCUCACAGGUCGACCUGUUCAGGGUGCUUGGGAGCGUAUUGGAAAUUUUUUACGCUCUGUAGUUGCACCCUUAGCAGUAGGGUUGUUCAUACUUUCUUUGGUUGUUUUCUUAAAUAUAAUGCUCCCGCUGAUUGCUGGGAUUUACCUUAAUGGACAAAUUUUCGGUCCAUACUUCACACCUAUCGCAGGUGUUGUUAUUUAUUCACUAAAGCAUUGGAGAUGGUCAGUCGAAGCUAAGUACCUGGUUCUAAAAACGGACAUUUACGAAGUGUGCAAGAAAAUAUGGGAAGACCCACAUAAUGGAAGACAAAAUAAACAACCCCCAGGAGGAGAAAAUCAACAACCUCCAGCAAGACAAAAGAACUUUACUGUCAAUGUUAAAGACGGAAGAAUUCCGAAAAUUCUAUACAAAGAGAUCAGGAAAUUAAUUUUGCCGCUUAACAAAUCCUUGUUCUUUUUCUUUCUUCAGAUAUUUUUGGUUGCAAAUUUCUUCUUCGUUGUAGUGGUCAUGAUGUUAUUAGCCCAGAAAUCUAACAUUUCCGGACAAGUUCAAAUAAUGAGCACGAUUGCAUUAAGCACAUUGCCGUUUAUAUUCGACACAAUAUGGGUUGAAGAUACUUGUGAACAGAAGAGUGCUGAUAGCCUGAAGCAGCAAAAGGAAAUAAAAGAAAUAAUGACUUUUGUAUCGAAAGAUGUCACUACAAUAACAGUAAAGGUAGAUACAGAAGAAGAAAUCCGGAUCGAAAAAUGGACUGACGUUUUUUUGGCUUUUAAUCCGUUAUGGAAACAUUACCAGCAAGAUCACCCAGGAAAUGAUGCAAAGAAUGCGAAGGCAGGACAGAACAAUUCUCAAUCGACACCCGAAGUUCCAGCGAACAUAGCUAGGAGAUCAACGAGAGACAGAAGAGCACCGCAAAGAUACGGUAACCCAUUAUUGGGGAACAAUUCUCAAUCGACACCCGAAGUUCCAGCGAACAUAGCUAGGAGAUCAACGAGAGACAGAAGAGCACCGCAAAGAUACGGUAACCCAUUAUUGGGGAAAUAAACACUUUCUCAAAAAAGAUUGAAAUCAAGAUAACAAACAAGAAAAGGUUAAAUGAACAGAACCAUAAAAAUCAGACGUCAGUGCAAAAUAUAUAACCUAGAACUAGUACUACCAAGUAAUCAAGUUGAUACUAAAUAUUUCCAUGCAUGCAGUUAUUAAUUAAAUCUGAACUAAUAUUUUAUGUGAAAGUCCGUGUAUUUUCAGAGCAUUAGAAACGGAUAGAAUGAUGUAAAUGCGUAGGCCGGCAAAUUGUAAAUAUUUUUAAGCAAUGUGGAACCAUUUAAUAUUUCACGAAUCCAAAAUAUUCUGCAGUUUCAAGCUUAUAUAAUAUUCUUUCAAGUCUUCGCAUGAUUUAUUUCCUGAGAUUAAAAAAAGCUUGAGUUGUUUAUAACCAAAAUGAAUUGUGAAAGUAAGUCAGCUUGUUCCAGUGUUUCGGGGUUUGUUUGCGCAGGUUAUAUCAAUAUAUCUGUACCGCAAAGAUCGUACCAAUGUUUUUAACAUCUGGUUUCUUUAACUGAUUUUUCAUACACUGUUGCAGAUUUCAAGGUUUCGGGCAGUGAACUAUAAAUUCAUUGACAAUUGGCAAUGAACCUCUUGCUGUGAGUGUUAUUAGUUUAGGGGUUAGAAUUGAAGAAUAUGAUGAAUAUUUCUUGUUUCACAAAUUUCAUCAAAUUGCGUCCUAUAUAUAAUUGGACGAGGGUUGAAUUGGUAAUUGUUAUGCGGUAGCGCGCGUCUUCUUCAUAGAGACAUGUUUAACUCAGUACACCGCAAGCUAUAUAUUUGAGACUUGCAUGGGUCUGCCUUCAAAUAAGUCAUCAGUCUUCUUGAACAUGUUAUUCCUAUUACAAACAGGAUUACUUUCAGGGAGAUUGCAGUCAAAUAAAUUAAUAUCUUAAAUACUACAAAUACAAAGAAAGCAUUCUCUUUGCUGCUAGAUUGAAGUUAUUAGAGCUAGGACGCUGCUUGCAUUUGAAAUGUUUGUUUGUCAGUUUCUAAAAAGCGGCGGCAAAGGAAUUUAAGAAUGCAUGAGUCACAUGUUGCGAUUAUUACGCUACGGAGCGAAAGACGAUUGGGCUAAACAUGCAUGAUAUUUCAUUAAAGCGGAAUUUAGGAGUAAAAUUAAUUUCGUUGUUAAUUAAUUAAGUUGAGUCGUAAUCCUGUUUGAGGUCGCGUCGCCUCCACAGGGAAAAACGGUUUCCCAUUUUCUUCGAUGCAUUUAACUUGCAGUUAAAUUUCAUAGCGACUCAAUUCUGCACUAUACAUUCCUGUCAUUAGAACCUUUCAUGGUCCACAGUUGCUGCAUUGCUUUACCAUAUUUUUGCCCGAACAUACAUUUGAACAAAAAGAUACCCACAAAAAGAGGCUGAAACAGAAAAUCAAAAAAUUUAUCAAAAUAGUGAAUAAAACUGGCGAUAUUGUAAAGGUUAAGGUUGAGGUGGAAUGCGAAGCAGUAAACAUGAAAGACAUAAUUAAUUUUAUUAAAUCAUUCAUCGACUUAGUUGACAAACUCCAAUAAUAAUUUCCAGUGGCGUAUUUCUUGUUAAUGCUAGAAUAUAAUAUCCUUGCUCAGCUAUUAAGACUCAGAGGCUGUUUGUACGAAAGCAGGAAACCUCUAUCCAGCCAUUAGUGGCUGUUUCAAUCUCUCUAAAGGCAUGUUGUUAGUACUGUAGUUCUCUUUAAUAAAUGUUUGUCUCAAAGCAGUAUUUUUUUGCCGUUCAAGCAUCUUUAAAACUGUUGAAAAAUCACUUUAUCCGCUGGAUAGCGUUAUCUAGCUUUCGUACAACAACCUUCUGUCCCCUGAUUAGUGUCUUGUAAGUAUAUAACCGUUAUUAUUAGUAUAUUGUAAGUAUUUUACCGUUAUUACCUGAUUAGUAUAUUGUAAUAAUAUAA
Molecule: messenger RNA, 4509 nt
Organism: Dendronephthya gigantea
Lineage: Eukaryota; Metazoa; Cnidaria; Anthozoa; Malacalcyonacea; Nephtheidae
Exons: 3
Coding region: 373-2619 (748 amino acids)
Source: RefSeq, a predicted model, not a curated record